GUUCUUGGGAAAAUCUGAUGGUACCCAGCGGAUUACUUCCUGAAAAGUAUAUUCUCUUCGAGCAAAACCGGUCGGCGGUCACAGCGUGAAGCUAUUUAUACUUCCAAGUAUCAAGAGAUUGCUUAACCUACGAGACGUUCACGACCAAGGAAGAUGGCUGUCCCUCGCGAGCCCUUGCACUGCUCUUGGCCCCUCAAAUUCUUCGAGACACGUCCAAACUCCGACCGCGCUCUCGAAAACCAACCUUAUAUCGACUGGGUAAAAGAAUGUGUGAGUGAUUCAUGGGGUGCUGGAGAUGAUUCUCAUGAUGAAGACGAUUCCGAGUGGACGAGUGACGAGGAUGGAGAGAGUGAAUGGAGUAAAGCCUCUGAACUUUCAAGUGGUGCAGAAGAUCAUACCGCCGAAGAGCCUUCUCUAGAUCUAGAAGACUCCGAAUCGGUGGUAUGUUAUGACCAGAAAAGUACUGUUAGACUUUUCAAGGAAGGCGAGGGUGAAGAAUUGCUCCCCUAUCGCGAUCAAGUUGAUGUGGUGGCUGGGUUCUGUGAGAUGGAUGGCACAAACCCAGACAACACGAGAAGAGACAACCCGGUCGAGGGCAGUGUGGUGCUACUUGGCGAGAGCGGUAAAGCAGAGAAAGCUCACUCAAAAUAUGGACAAUAUCGGUGUUACCGAGGACCUAUGACUUCUCAACAGCUUAAGUCAGAAUUGAGUAGGAAGCGAUUCUGCAACAGUUCAGAGCGAAAUAAUCGCAGAGAUUUUGACGUAGAGAGAAGGCUGAUAUUCAUCACUCAUUUAGAUGCAUCAACCGUCGAGACACUUGCUGCAACGGCAUCGAGAAGUCAAGCUUUUGCUUUCAAGAAUCUCUUUUACAAGCACUUGGCCGGCCGAGCGUCCAUUGGCGUAGCAAUUCACUUAAGGGGACUCAUGACCUACAAUCUAGAGCUUCAUAUUCCGUUUUAUGUCUUAAAAGGAGGUUUUCGACCGGUUCAAGACCCGCGGAAGGGACAUGACGGCUGGUAAAUUCCGUUCGAAUGAACUACCUUCAACACCUAGGGAGUAUUUCUUCAAAGUGUUUGAGAUUCAACUUAUUCAAGUUCUGCGAGAAUGAGAGGCUAUAAUUGAACAGGUGGAGGAAGACGUUGAAACGUGCGUUCGAAACUUAUUUCUUUUCAAUAAUCUUGUGGGCUUGAAGUUUGAACAUGCCAUCUCGUGCACGGCGAAAUUUUCUACAUGACAUGAAUUGUCAGCGUACUAGCAAGGUUCUCUUUUCUUAUAUCUAUUGGCAAGACCAAACAUCCUUCCAU
Messenger RNA from Hyaloscypha bicolor E, 1304 nucleotides. RefSeq lists its product as uncharacterized. The coding region runs from base 154 to 1020 and encodes 288 amino acids. The transcript is spliced from 4 exons. Lineage: Eukaryota; Fungi; Ascomycota; Leotiomycetes; Helotiales; Hyaloscyphaceae. The record is from RefSeq and is a predicted model, not a curated record.